Messenger RNA from Sinocyclocheilus grahami, 1585 nucleotides. RefSeq names its product nodal homolog 2-A-like. Gene Ontology annotation, cellular component: extracellular region. Lineage: Eukaryota; Metazoa; Chordata; Actinopteri; Cypriniformes; Cyprinidae. The transcript is spliced from 5 exons. Bases 1 to 1509 code for a protein of 502 amino acids. The record is from RefSeq and is a predicted model, not a curated record. Gene Ontology annotation, molecular function: cytokine activity; growth factor activity.
AUGCGCACAGAUGGGCAUUCCUGCUUCCCGCAUCCACAGCUAUUGAAAUUCUGCGGAGACGGCCGCUCGCACAAAAGGGUCUCGGCGCAGACGGGAAGUGCUCUGCAGCUGCAGGAAGCAUCUGCGGUCGAACGGGCUAAUCAGAGGAAGGAUGCAGAACGCUCCUCAUUCUUAAGAGAUGUACAUCACAGAUCAGACGGCACAUUUAUAGCUAUGAGAAGAGCUGGGAACUCUGCCAUCUCAAUCUCAAACUGCUGGCUCGUGACCCAAAAAUCAGUCACACAGUGUAAGAGCAGCACUGCACACACUUCAUACAAACCAGAGGAAGAUGAGAUGAUGCUCUGGGCCUCCGCCUUCACAACAGAGCAAACACACUCCAGCAGAUCUCUGCACGGCUGGAAUCACACACACACUCGGGAGAGAAAGAAAGAAGGCACUCGUGGUUUGGAAGAGGGGUUCUUUGAGCGCUUCCAGCUUCUGCUGCUUGGAGUAUUUGGGAAGCACGCUCAUCACGGCACGAGGAAUAUGUCUUCCAGAAGCCACCGGCAUCAUUUACCCACAUACAUGAUGCAGCUCUACCGACACUUCAAGCUCAACCACACGCGUCCCGUGGAGACUGUAGAGCACGAGCAAGCGGACACCAUCAAGAGCAUCCUCUCCAAGAGUUUGACCAAUCAAGAUACACACUACGUCAUACACUUCGACCUUUCCUCAGUUCUGUCCGAGCGUCAGAUCCAGGCGGCGGAGCUGAGGAUUCGUAUUCCCAAAGAAACGCAGCAAACGAACAUCACGGUGGAGGUCCGACACCAGCAGGACCAGACGCUGGGUCGACUGUCCGAUUCCUCUCUGAUGAGCGUCUCCCAUCACUGGAGGGUCUACAACGCCACAGACCUGCUCCUAAACUGGAUCGGCCCCAAACUCUCCGAGAGGAGAGCCGCGAGACACGCUCUGCACUCCGGGAGUAAAGCUGCGGACGGGAUCCGUCACAGAGCCAUGCUGCUGGUCUUCUCACACACCGUCUCUGGACAGAGCGAGCAGGACCGAGCUAGUCUCCUGCACACAGCAGAGAAGUCCAAGUUCUUGUUUAACAGCGAAGGAAAGGAGGUGCGGAGAGACAAGCCACACAGGAGCAAGCGGGGCCGCAGGGGUCAGCCGGUGAGGAACCCGGAGCCACUCAGGAGUCCGGCCGGGAAGAGCUCCAAGUGCAGGAGGGUCGACAUGCAUGUGGACUUCAAUCAGAUCGGAUGGGGCUCCUGGAUCGUCUUCCCCAAGAAGUACAACGCGUACCGCUGCGAGGGGAGCUGCCCGAACCCGCUGGGAGACGACCUGCAUCCCACCAACCACGCUUACAUGCAGAGUUUGCUGAAGUAUUACCAUCCCAGCAGAGUUCCUGCGGCCUGCUGCGCUCCGACCAAGAUGAGUCCCCUCAGCAUGCUGUACUACGAGAACGGCGAGCUGAUCCUCAGACACCACGAGGACAUGCUGGUGGAGGAGUGCGGCUGCCUGUGACGAGCUCAAUCAGAGCUUCAGACAUUAUCAUCAGCCAGAACAUCUCAGGACUUCAGAAAGAGACGGAAACACCACA